Caenorhabditis remanei is the source of this 603-nucleotide messenger RNA. RefSeq lists its product as uncharacterized. The transcript is spliced from 3 exons. The record is from RefSeq and is a predicted model, not a curated record. Bases 1 to 603 code for a protein of 200 amino acids. NCBI's taxonomy places the organism in Eukaryota, Metazoa, Nematoda, Chromadorea, Rhabditida, Rhabditidae.
AUGCAAGGUAUCGGUGUGACUCGAUUAUGGUUAGGCUUGUAUUGCGAUCACUCCACUCCAGAAUCAUGCCUCUGGGAUUAUGGACAAGGGAAUGCAUUGCUGACAAAUCGAUUUUUAUCAGACUCUCCAGAUAUAAGCAAAGGUAAAUGUGUGUAUAUGGAUGGAAAAAGUGGAAACUGGAGUAGUGUUGAUUGUGAAGAGAAAAUGCCGUACAUGUGUGAACUACCACAAACUUUGGAGGACCCUUCCUGCGAUCACAACUACUAUGGCUAUUGCUACAUCCCUCACUCCACUCUUCUGGCCUAUGGGGACGCUCAAAAAGUUUGCACUCAAAAUAACGCGGACCUGAUAUCAAUCCAUUCCGAGUUUGAAAAUGUAUUCGUCUCAAAUAUCUUCAAGACCCCUGGAGCUAUUUUGAUCGGUGGAGUUGCUCUGUCAAAAGUUAACCUAUGUCACUCUUAUGUGCAAGCCAUCAAAGAAAUUAAUAAAGAUUAUAUCUGGCUGGGAGGGUUCGCUGCUUCAAAAAGUUUUGUGUCGUGGAUGGAUGGGACACCGAUGAAUUAUAAUGGCGUCAGCAUUCGUCGAAUUCACAACGAAAUCUAA